This is a messenger RNA of Porites evermanni, 883 nucleotides long. The record is from the annotation of a GenBank genome assembly. Lineage: Eukaryota; Metazoa; Cnidaria; Anthozoa; Scleractinia; Poritidae.
AUGAACUUGUCAAAUAUUUGUUGUAGUGUCAGGAUGCGGCAGCAUUUCUCCAGUACAAGCUGGCGUUAUAUCCUUUGGAGCAAUAUCAAAAGGUACUGAAACCUUGCAUUGUACAUUAUUUUAAGCCACAGAAUAGCCUGUGCCACAGAUGAAAUGAAACCUCUGUUUUAGUCCAUCUGCAAGUCAGCCUCAAAAUCCUUGUUCUGGGUCCUCAGCUGGGUUUAUGGUCAGGUCGCCCGAAACAAGAGAUUUUUUUUUUCACUAAUAAACUUUCUAUUCAGAAAGAUAAAUAUUAACAGUUUGCUUUUUUGAGAGUGGGACAUCUUGUCUCCACUAUUUUUAAAUUACUAUCCAAAUUGUAACAAAAACAGGUUACUUACAAACAGCAAAUUACAUAGAUGCAGAGUUAUGUCACCCGAAAUGCUGAGUUCUAUCGCAUGGUAUUGGCUGGGAUGAUGUGAAGUUCACGUAAAAUAUUUUAGAGGUUGCAAUUAAACUGUAGUCUAAUAAUUCUUAAGACAUCUGCACAUUUAAUUGAUUGAUUGUUUGAAACAUCAGCAAGUCCAUGCUCAGCUGCCUCAAAGCAAACAAUGCAGAAUAUUGUAAUGACGACGGUUGAAUUCUGAUCAUUUGACAACACUGAACCGCAGACCUCUAAGGAAACCAACUUCCCAUUAAUAAUUAAUCGGAAGUUCAAGUGUUUAAUUGGUCUUAAAAUAACUUUAGUGAAAUUCACACAUCCCAAGGGCAAGACUGGACAUUUCCCUUUCUGCCCCACUCACUUUAACUGUGCUCAAAGGUUUCUCAGGUUUUAAUUAUGUUCAUUGUUAUGAUAUCUUUUAGUGUCUUCAAAGUGCGGGGAUAUCAUAUGAUGCAAAACUGA